AUGGUUCACCAAGAUAAGAAACUGAAGCAAUCCAACUCUUUGGAACAGCUAAAGGCCACAGGCACCACGGUGGUGUCUGACACGGGUGAUUUCGAAUCGAUCGCCAAGUACACACCCCAGGACGCAACCACAAACCCUUCGUUGAUCCUAGCGGCGGCCCAAAAGGAAGCGUACGCCAAGCUGAUCGACAACGCGGUUCUCUACGGUAAGAAGAGCGGCAAAACGCUCGCUGAGCAGACGGAACAGGCCGUCGACAUGCUGCUGGUGGAAUUCGGUAAGGCUAUUCUGCAGAUCGUGCCAGGCCGUGUGUCCACCGAGGUGGACGCUCGUUUGUCGUUCGACAAGGAAGCCACCGUCGCCAAGGCGCUACACAUCAUCAAGUUGUACGACUCGUUCGGCAUCAGCAAAGAGCGUGUGCUCAUCAAGAUCGCUUCCACCUGGGAAGGUAUCCAGGCUGCCAAGGAACUGGAAGAGCAACACGGAAUCCACGUCAACCUAACAUUGUUGUUUUCGUUCUCGCAGGCCGUCGCCGCCGCCGAGGCCAACGUUACGUUGAUCUCGCCAUUUGUCGGCAGAAUCCUUGACUGGUACAAGGCUAACAAGAAGCAGGAGUACACUGCUGAGACCGACCCAGGUGUGGUUUCCGUCAAGAAGAUCUACAACUACUACAAGAAGCACGGCUACAACACCAUCGUCAUGGGUGCCAGUUUCAGAAACAUCGGCGAAAUCCGUGCGCUUGCCGGUGUCGACUUUUUGACCAUCUCUCCAGGCCUACUAGACCAACUCCUCAACUCCGAGGAACCAUUGCCACAAGUCUUGGACCCAGUGUCUGCUAAGGCCCAAGGUGAUGAAAAGGUCUCCUUUAUCAACGACGAAGCUGCUUUCAGAUUCGAUCUGAAUGAAGAUGCUAUGGCUACUGAAAAGUUGUCUGAAGGUAUCAGAAAGUUCUCUGCUGACAUCGUCACCUUGUUCGAUUUGAUCGAAACCAGAAUCCAACAAGUUUAG
Molecule: messenger RNA, 1005 nt
Organism: Lachancea nothofagi CBS 11611
Lineage: Eukaryota; Fungi; Ascomycota; Saccharomycetes; Saccharomycetales; Saccharomycetaceae
Source: the annotation of a GenBank genome assembly